Molecule: messenger RNA, 240 nt
Organism: Penicillium angulare
Lineage: Eukaryota; Fungi; Ascomycota; Eurotiomycetes; Eurotiales; Aspergillaceae
Exons: 2
Coding region: 1-240 (79 amino acids)
Source: RefSeq, a predicted model, not a curated record
AUGACUGUCCUGGUUGUGGAUUUUAUCAACGAUGCUGCUUCAAGAGCGGUCAGAACCCAGACCCAACUUCAAGAGGAUCGUGCGAAUGUGGGGUUGACGACUACCCACAAGGAUCCUGUUUCUAAGCCGUGCUUUAUUUUGAACAUUGUCAAGGACUAUGAAGUUAUGGUGACAAUCAAGUGUGUGGUUGUGAGCGUAUUAGAUGGUGCCUACGACCGGGCGGAAGGGGGGUUUCGAUAA